GGGUACAAUGAAGAUUCCGUCAAGGAGACCGAAUGCGACGUAAGUUCUGGAGUUAUGAUACGCCUCGUGAUCUACCUACAAACACCCCAAAUCAAGAAGAGUAUGAGCCUUUGACUCGGAUUGGAGCAUGAUCUUGCGUCGUGUUAGUUGUUACAGUUCUAUUUUGGUGUGCGGCAUGAUCGUGACAGCCUUGAAGUGCAUUGCUGAAGAGCCUAACGUUUCCAGAUCGACAGUGCCGAUCUUGAGCUAAGUUGAGCCGCUAAACGCAGGGCCCUCAACAAUAUUGCUGCCUGUGCGAGCGUAACUGUAGCCAAUCGUUGGUCUCGUGCAUGGCCUAGAUCGAUGAUCUUUGGCAACGCGAGGACCACCAUGCGGUAUGCCUCACAUAUAAACAGUCAGGAAAUACCAACCCUUUGUAAUACUCACAUACAACCCCUUCUGCUACCAACAAACUCACCAUCAUCAUGGUUUUCAUUCCGCCUCCCUUCGAUGUCACAUGCCUCACAGCAUAUCUUGUGGCUCCGUUGAACGACAACGAGCUCGCAAAAUUCAAGACGGAAUUUGAACUCGGCGCCUGCUCUCGAUUCCAGCCACUGCUUGAGCUCAAGAUCGUCAGGCCCCCCGAUGAUUACAUCGGCAAAUCCCAUCAAUAUAUGCGCGCAAAAGAAAACGAAGCAGGCCGAGAAUCCCCAUUCGUCGUCAUUGACGCAGAUGCAGUGAAGAGGAGUGCAGUCUGGUACGUGGAUGCCUUUGCUGACGACGAAAUGGUGGAAGAAGGACAAGCAGAAAGUACACAAGUGGUCAUGAAGAUCCUUGUGAAGACGGAAUGCCUGGCUUUGACAUAUAUCAACUACGAGAUUGCCAAUAUCGACAUCGACGAGGAUCUGGACAAUGCUGAAGUGGAGCGACCGCUGAAGAAUGAUUUCUUCCAGCCUCUGGUAUCGGAUUGCGGUGGAAUGGAUAUGAGAGAGCAACAGCGUGAUCAAGAUGUGGAAGUGACGGCUGAACCAGGAGAAUUCGAGGAGACUAGGGAGAAAGCUCUGCUUGAGAACUUCUCUCCCCAGCCAGAUAGACUUGGGAAGCUCAAGGAUGAGAUUGCGCGGGCUGCUGGUCUACUCGCAGCGUGGACUUUUGUUGGUGAGGCGCAGCCGGUGGAUAUGCCUGAUGGCUCACACAAGACGUUUCCGGCGGGAAGUGUUGUACUUCAGCAGAAGUACGAUCCAGAUUUCCCGUGGCCGGAGUACAAGUGGCCGGAGGGUUCACUGUAGUGGUCUAUAUCGACGAAUUUAGACAUGGGUUGUCUCUGUGGGCUUUCACUAUGAAAUACCACUCAUGCACACUAGCCUCCCCGCCGUCCGAUAAGUGAACGCGAGUCGGAUACUUUUCCGAUGUAUACAACAAACAAUUGGCGAG
Alternaria rosae is the source of this 1413-nucleotide messenger RNA. RefSeq lists its product as uncharacterized. The transcript has a single exon. Bases 465 to 1268 code for a protein of 267 amino acids. The record is from RefSeq and is a predicted model, not a curated record. Lineage: Eukaryota; Fungi; Ascomycota; Dothideomycetes; Pleosporales; Pleosporaceae.